This is a messenger RNA of Serpula lacrymans var. lacrymans S7.9, 2745 nucleotides long. RefSeq lists its product as uncharacterized. Gene Ontology annotation, molecular function: transmembrane transporter activity. The transcript has 16 exons. Lineage: Eukaryota; Fungi; Basidiomycota; Agaricomycetes; Boletales; Serpulaceae. Gene Ontology annotation, biological process: transmembrane transport. The record is from RefSeq and is a predicted model, not a curated record. Gene Ontology annotation, cellular component: brush border membrane. Bases 45 to 2603 code for a protein of 852 amino acids.
GACGCAGCCAUUCCAGUCUUUUGCAAGGAAAGCAUUACCUUGCAAUGGCAAGCAAUACUAGGCCAAAUAGAAACUCUACACCACCAAGGAGAUCCUUUGGCGUGGUUAAUUCACCUCUUGAUGGAUCCACCACAAGUCCUGGGCCUGCUUUAGCCAAUGAGCCUCCGGGACGUAGGUUUUUGGGGCGUCUUUCUUCAAGCUACAGUCAGCGUAGGGCGAGUGCUACAAGGACAGAUGAGGAGGCCGCUGUAAAAUCAUCCAUGGAGCGUCCACCCAUACCCAACGCUCUUCAAGCUGGGGAGCCAUACUCAACUCCAUUACCCGUGCUAUCUAUGAUAGUCCUCUCUAUCGCCAUGCUCGGAGAGUUUUUAUCAGCUAAUGUUUCCACGCCUUUCAUGCUCUUUAUGGUCAAAGGUUUUGGCGAGUUUCAUGAUGAAGCAGACAUUGCAUUUUGGACUGGAAUAUUGGUCGCCACUUUCUUCUUGACACAGUUCCUAACCUCCUUGCUAUGGGCUACUGUCGCGGAUAAACAUGGUCAACGGUCGGUGUUAGUAGUAUCUCUCUUAGGAAGUGCAGUUACAUGCGCCAUGUUUGGUACAUCGACAACGCUUCGUCAAGCUAUAGCAAUCAGACUUCUCCAAGGUAUCUUUGCUGGAGCUGUUGGCGUCGCACGAGGAUGCGUUACUGUUGUUACUGAUACCACUAAUGAAGGAAGGGCUUACGCUAUAAUGGGCUUUUGCUGGGGCUUUGGAGGUGUCGCUGGUGCUAUCAUUGGGGGAUCACUUGAGUCCCCAGCAGAAAAAUGGCCAGACAUUUUCCGCGGAGUACCAUUAUUGGUCAAGUUCCCUUACUUAUUGCCUUGUUUAAUUGCCUCCUCUAUCACUUUAUUCGGAUCCGUCCUUGCGUGCUUUCUUGGCCGCGAUGGUGGUCCGCGGGAAGGUGCAAUCCGUUUACCCCAUGAGAAACCUGACGAACAGCAUCCUACUAUACCAGAAGAAGAUGUGCUUUCCCCUGCUUUAGUCGCGGAGGAUCAGGACAAGAGCUUUGUUGGUUCCUUGAGGAAGAAGGUAUCUCAGAGAUUUUCAGGUUACUUCGCAUCACGCGUAUACGAUGCCCACGGUGUGCCUGUUCCUUCUCCGUCCCGUGGACAGGCUGUGCCGUUAUCAUCGCCGCGGCCUGACAGACAGCGUGCAUUUUCACGUACGAGCAGGGCGAAUGGAUCGGCAUAUGGGUAUAGUGGCAGCUAUAGGAAUAGGCUGGCUAGUACGGCAUCCGUCGCGACGAGAAGAGGUAGUUUGGCCAGUACGUUAAGGCGACGAAGAGGUAGCGCAUUCGAUGGUCCUCGUUCAUUCACAGAUGCAGGCGACCUCAACUUUGCACAGAGGUUGUUAAUGGCGAACGAAAACGCUGUGACAAACAUUGCCGAUUUGUGGGUUGCAGCUGCUAUGAAUGUGGAUAACGAAGAUCCUUUCGAGUCUGAUAACGAGAUGGAUUCUGAUAUCGACUCGAUUUAUUCUCGUGAGGGACAGCAAGAGGAUGAUGGUGAUGAUGAUGAUGAGGACGACAACGGAGUUGUCCCGAAUUCUAUCUUGUCGACACCCUCUCGCCCGUCUCGCUCUGUGACGCAGAACUUGGGAUCUCCGCCCGCACGGAGCCAGCGGGCAUCAUCAAUCACGUUUGCCCCCGAUCACAUCUCUCCUCGUCACCCUUCUAGCUCUCGACCACGACUUUCAAUUCCCUCUGGCAACUUCGGAUCUCCAAGUCCUGCUGCUAUGGAAAUCCAUCCACGACGUCCUUCUUCUACUGUACCUGCCAUCUUUGCUCACUCGGGUGUUCGUACACCCUCUGCCGUUCUCGAUGCUCAGUCACGUAUAGAGGAGCCCUCGACGGAUGCAUUGACGCCUAUUUUAGAGAGACGACGUUCUUCUAUUCUACCGCAGUCUACUCCAGAACAGCCCACAGAGGAGAAGCCUCCUUCAUUGACCUCGCAGUUGCCGAUUCUUAUUAUUAUCCAGUAUGCGCUGUUGGCUUUGCAUAGCACCACCCAUGAUCAAGUAUUCCUGUCGUAUCUAGUCUCUGACUACGAAUCUGGUGGGCUAAAUUUGAACGCGGGCCAUUUUGCUCAGCUUAUUGCCUUGAUGUGUCUUGCGCAGAUUAUUUACCAAUUUUAUUUAUAUCCGAAUAUUGGCCCUCCCAGAGGUCGAUUUUCUCAUCUGUCCAUGUUCCGUCUGGGAUCCCUGCUCUUUAUCCCAGCAUAUCUUACGGUGAUAUUGUAUCGAGUGUUCGCUAGCCCAACAGAUGAUGGCAACUUUAUUCUCAUGACAGCUUUGGCAUUGAGCACGGCCGUGCGUUACUGUGGCAAUACCUUUGGGUACACAUCCGUUGCCAUUCUCCUCAACUACAUGACUCCACCCCAUGCCGUCGGAUUUGCUAAUGGUAUCGCACAGAGCAUUGUUAGUUUCGCACGGUGCCUCGGGCCAGUGUUGGGCGGCUAUUUAUGGUCAGUCAGCACACAAGACAACCCGUCCGGUUAUCCACUUGGAUUUUUAGUGUGCGCCGGUGUUUGCGCUCUAGCAGUCGCACAAAGUUUCUUUAUUCGUUAAUGCCCUCGUUCCGUUCGUGACGUACAUCCGGUGCAAUACCAUAUUGAUAGACACGCAACCGAUGUUCCAUGUAUUUGUAUAUACUAGCCCUAUAUCUUUUCAUGACGACGAAUCACAUAAUGGAGUGUUCACAUCUUGGAAA